AUGUGGGAGGUCGACCCCGAGACGCGAUCAAAGCUUCUGGAGAUCCAACAGACAAACGGGAACGAUCGGUGCUGCGACUGCGGAGCGCCGUCUCCACAAUGGGCGUCGCCCAAGUUUGGCAUCUUCAUCUGUCUGAACUGCGCGGGCGUCCACCGGGGGCUCGGGGUGCAUAUCAGUUUCGUGCGGAGUAUCACUAUGGAUGCGUUCAAGGCCCAGGAGAUCGAGCGGAUGCGGCUGGGUGGGAACAAGCCCUGGCGGGACUUCUUUGAUGCGGCGGAGGCGAAUGCGAUGGCGGGUAUCAGCUGGGACGAUGCUACGAUCGCAGAGCGCUACUCGGGAGAGAUAGGAGAGGAAUGGAAAGAUAGGCUGACCGCAAAGGUCGAAGGCAAAGAAUACGUCCCCUCUGAAAAACCAGCAGCCAUCUCGGUCAACGUCGGCAGCGCAGCAACCGCUGCCGGCCCCAACAGGGUCGGAACCCCCUUAAGCGCACGCGCGCGAACCGAUAGCCCAAGUAGGACCGGGCCAGGAGGGAAAGUGAAGGUAGACGAUAAGUACUUUGCCGGGCUAGGCGCCGCAAAUGCCAGCCGGCCGGAUGAUCUGCCUCCCAACCAAGGAGGAAAGUAUUCUGGCUUUGGAAGCACUCCCAUCGAGCCGGCGCAGGAUAAUCACCGACUGCCGGGUUUCGACGACCUACAGAAGGAUCCCGUGGCCGCGUUGACGAAGGGCUUUGGCUGGUUCGCGUCUACAGUAGGAAAGACGGCCAAGACCGUCAGCGAAGGCUACAUCCAACCCACCGCUCACAAGUUAGCAGAGACGGACCUCGCAGCGCACGCGCGGAUCGCCGCGGCGCAGGUGGCGCGAGGAGCACAGACAGGCGCGCGCAGCGCAGCGGACAACUUCAACCGCUUCGUGGAAGGCAGCGGCGGGUCCUCGCACGGCGGCCGGUCCGCGCCCCUCGACGAGAGCAAGAAGGACUUCUGGGAUCGGUUCGCCGAGGCGGGCAGCCAGCGGCCCAGCGCCAUCGGCACAUCGGCCGUCAAGAAGACGGGCGGUGCGCCGUCCAGCGCGACCGUCGUCGGCAAGGACGAGGAUAACUGGGAUAAAUGGUAA
Messenger RNA from Amorphotheca resinae ATCC 22711, 1110 nucleotides. RefSeq lists its product as hypothetical. The record is from RefSeq and is a predicted model, not a curated record. The coding region runs from base 1 to 1110 and encodes 369 amino acids. Gene Ontology annotation, cellular component: Golgi membrane. NCBI's taxonomy places the organism in Eukaryota, Fungi, Ascomycota, Leotiomycetes, Helotiales, Amorphothecaceae. Gene Ontology annotation, molecular function: GTPase activator activity. Gene Ontology annotation, biological process: regulation of endocytosis; regulation of ARF protein signal transduction. The transcript is spliced from 4 exons.